GACAGCAGCGGAGCUCUGUGUCGCGGUGGUUCAUCUUAUUCAGCCCACAUCUCUCUGAGGUUCAACUGUUACAAUGAUCCAAUAGAAACGGCUUCAUUCACGCUCUGUCAGAGACAGAGAGAGAGAUACAGAGAGACAGAGAGAGAGAGGCAGAGAGAGAGGGAAUAGGAUCAGCCAUGGAGGACUAGGAAGAGGAUGACCCUGUGGUCUUGCCAAGGAUGAGCAGAGACGAGGACAGACGCUCCACUAUGAAUAAGGCCAAAAGAAAGUCUCGUGUGGACAGCCCUGGAGGUGUGAGGAGCAGGAGAACGGUUCAGAGAAGGAUGACCUGCCCUAACUUCCCAGAGAUCGCUAAAGUGCUGCAGAACCCUGUCCCCAGCCCCCUGACCCGUUCUGCUAGCCUGGACGAGCUCAUCCUGCGAUGCCUGCACUGCUUCGACUCGGAUGGGAAGCUUUCGCGAGGGUCUCAGGUAGUUCACAUGACUCUGAUGAUGCACAGCUGGGUUGUUCCCUCACAGACCUUCGCCCAGAAACUCCUCACCCUCUAUAAGGACUGUCCAGUGGAAAAGAGAGGACUGAGACGACCGCAGGUCUGUCACCUUAUCAGACAGUGGAUCAGCAGGUUUCCAGCGGUGUUUGAGGCUGACCCUCAACUAGAACAGAUGAUGGGAGAACUGUGGACCCUGGCCAGGUCUGAGACACAGGACAUCAUAGACACAUCCUACCUUUAUGAUGCCAUCCCACCCUGUCUGUUUGAGUACGCUUCCUGUCACCGAGGGAAAUGUUCCUGUACGUUUGAGACAUUCUCACAACUCAGUCCAGUGACCCCAGUCUCCCAGGCCCCGUCUCAGUCUGUAAAGAAGAGGAAGGUCUCUCUACUGUUUGACCACAUGGAGCCGGAUGAGAUGGCUGAACACCUCUCCUACCUGGAGUUCAAAAACUUCUGCAACGUCUCGUUCCUGGACUACCGUAGCUAUGUGGUGCGUGGCUCUGUGAGGGACAACCCAUCCCUGGAGCGCAGUGUCAUGAUGUGUAAUGGGGUGUCUCAGUGGGUCCAGUUGAUGAUUCUGAGCAGACACACUGCACAGCAGAGAGCCCAGGUCUUCACCAAGUUCAUACACGUAGCCCAGAGGCUGCAUGCGCUGCAGAACUUCAACACUCUGAUGGCGGUGACGGGUGGUCUGUGUCAUAGCUCCAUCUCUCGUCUGAAGGACACCGCCAGUCUGCUACCCCCUGAUGUCACUAAGGCCCUGAGCGAGAUGACGGAGCUGCUGUCGUCCUCCAGUAACUAUAGUAACUACCGACGGGUGUACAGCGAGUGUUCGGGCUUUAAGGUGCCUAUCCUGGGGGUCCACUUGAAGGACCUGAUCUCCCUGAACGAGGCCCUGCCAGAUUACCUGGAGGAGCAGAAGAUUAACCUGGGGAAGCUGCAGCAUCUCUACUCUAACAUCUCUGACCUGCUGUCGGUACACUCCUGCUCUCCUCCCUUUGAAGCCAACAAAGACCUGCUGCAUCUACUUACCCUGUCUCUGGAUCUGUACUACACAGAAGAUGAGAUCUAUGAGCUGUCGUACACCAAGGAACCCAAGAACCCUAAGAUACAGCCUGUAGCACCUGUCAAACCCCCAGUUGUAGCAGAGUGGGGUUCAGGAGUGACUCCGAGGCUGGACCCAGACACCAUCUCUAAACACGUCAAGCAGAUGGUGGAUUCCAUCAUGAAGAACUACGACCUGAACCAGGAUGGAUACAUCUCUCUGGAGGACUUUAAGAAGAUAGCAGCUAACUUCCCCUUCUCCUUCUGCAACAAUGACAGUGACAGAGAGGGGGAGAUCAGUCAUCAGCAGAUCAACUCCUACUUCAUGAGGGGGGAUUCCGUUUGUGCCAAACUAGGAUACAACUUCAAGAACGUCCACAACUUCCACGAGACCACGUACAAGCGACCCACCUUCUGUGACACUUGUGGAGGCUUUCUGUGGGGAGUCAUCAAGCAGGGCUUCCACUGUCGAGACUGUGGGGUUAACUGUCACAGACACUGCCAGGACCUGUGUGGGAUGCAGUGUGUAAAGAGAGACAGGGUAUAUGCUGGAUCCUGUCCCUCCACCCCUGCCUCAGCCCUCACUCCUGUCCCAGACCUCCUGACCAAGGCGAAUAGCUGGAGUUCGUCGGAAGACAACACGUUUGUUUUCCCCGGGGGUAAUGGUAAUUGGGGUAACAACCGUAAUAGGAGGGACUUGGACCGAUCCACUCUGGGUAUCGGAGGUGACUCCGCGCUCUCGGACCGGUCCACCCAGACAGACCCGGGGUUGUGGAUGCCUGUGAGUGUGGACAAGAAGGGAAACCAGCACGUUCUCCCUAUCGAGAGAGACAAGAGCUGUGUUGUGAAGCCCCAGAGAUUCCUUGGCUCCUCCAUGCCCGCUUCCUUCCUGCAGGAGAAGAUGGAGGAACUCAACUUGAUCAGAGAUAAGAGCAGAGAACCCGACUGAGCUGGGACACUGGAUACACACACACACACGGACGGACGGACACACACACACACACAUACACACGGACGGACGGGGACACACACACACACACACACACAC
Molecule: messenger RNA, 2582 nt
Organism: Salmo salar (Atlantic salmon)
Lineage: Eukaryota; Metazoa; Chordata; Actinopteri; Salmoniformes; Salmonidae
Source: RefSeq, a predicted model, not a curated record